This is a messenger RNA of Thlaspi arvense, 2679 nucleotides long. The record is from the annotation of a GenBank genome assembly. Lineage: Eukaryota; Viridiplantae; Streptophyta; Magnoliopsida; Brassicales; Brassicaceae.
UUGCCCUCGACCGGUUCGUUUGCCCUUUCACUCGCCUAGACUCCUACUUUCUGAAUCAAAUCUUUUGUCCUUUGUGAUUUUUAAGAUUCCUUAAAAAAAAAAAUCUAAAAUAGCUUUCAUCGGAUAAGAGUUGUGAGAGAAAAUGAAUCACUCAGUUUCCGACCAAAGCCUCUACGUCGAGAGCGAUGACGAAGAGAACGAGAGAAAAAACUUGUCUGAAGAAGAAGGAGAAGAAGACGAUGGAGCUUUCUCUGAUUCUUCUGAUGCUUACAAUCAAAGCCAGCAUCACUCUAAAGCUAGCCCAUACUCAACGGCAUGGCCAAAGAGUUACAGACAGUCGAUUGAUCUGUAUGGAAGUCUACCAUCUCCAAGUCCUGGUUUUCUUGGUAAUUCUUCAUUGUCAAGAUUCGGAAGCUCUUUCAUGUCAUUAACAAGAAGACACACUCCAGAAACAUUACCUGCUGUUACAAAGCCUCUGCUAGUAGAUGAAGAAGCACCGAAGCGAAAACGUAGCUCUCCUUACCUGCUUCCCUCAUCCACAGUGUCUCACGAAAUCGGAAUCUCCAAUGAUAGCUCAUUUGGACAAGCUGUUCUUAAUGGAGUGAAUGUUUUAUGUGGGGUUGGAAUAUUGUCAACACCAUAUGCGGUGAAGGAAGGAGGAUGGUGGGGACUUAUCAUUCUCUUUGCAUUUGGCAUUCUCUGUUUCUACACUGGUUUGCUUUUGCGUUACUGUCUCGAUAGCCACCCUGAUCUUCAGACUUAUCCCGAUAUUGGCCAUGCAGCUUUUGGUGCCACCGGUCGCAUCCUUGUCUCCAUAAUACUCUAUUUGGAGCUAUACGCUAUGAGUGUUGAAUACAUAAUUUUGGAAAGGGACAAUCUUUCAUCAUUAUUUCCAAAUGCUGCUCUAAGCAUUGGAGGGUUUCAUUUAGAUGCGCCUCACCUAUUUGCCCUGCUUACCACCCUCGCUAUUCUCCCCACCGUUUGGCUUCGAGAUCUCAGUGUACUAAGUUACAUUUCAGCUGGAGGGGUGGUUGCAUCAGUUUUAGUGGUUUUGUGCUUGUUUUGGGCCGGUUUGGUUGAUGAAGUUGGGAUUCAGAGCAAAGGAACUCCUCUGAACCUAGCAACAUUACCGGUUUCUGUAGGACUCUAUGGUUACUGUUACUCAGGACAUGGUGUUUUCCCUAAUAUCUAUACUUCAAUGGCCAAACCUUCUCAAUUCCCUGCGGUUCUCUCGACAUGUUUUGGGAUUUGUACUUUGAUGUAUGCUGGUGUCGCUGUUAUGGGAUAUAGCAUGUUUGGAGAAUCAACAGAAUCACAGUUUACUCUCAACAUGCCUCAAGAUUUGGUUGCAUCUAAGAUUGCUUUGUGGACCACAGUAGUCAAUCCAUUUACCAAAUAUGCUUUGACGUUAUCUCCAGUCGCAAUGAGUCUUGAGGAGUUGUUACCAUCAAACCAUGGAACGUCACGUUUCUAUGUAAUUGCUAUUAGAAGUGCAUUGGCCUUCUCUACUCUCCUCGUUGGUCUUGCGAUUCCCUUUUUCGGCCUUGUCAUGUCAUUGAUUGGAUCAUUCUUGACAAUGCUCAUUACGUUGAUACUACCCCCUGCUUGUUUCUUGAGCAUCUUAAGGACAAAAGUAACACCUAUACAGGUGACGAUCUGUAUCUUAAUUAUCACAGUAGGAGCAGUUUCUUCAGCUAUCGGGACCUAUUCAGCCCUUUCAAAGAUCAUUGAGAAGUUAAACACCUAAAAAAAUGAUCACUUAUUUUUCCUAAAAAUUGGUAAAAAUAUGUGGAUAAAAUGAUGGAUUUUGUAUUCAAGUUUUAUUUUAUAGUAACUAUUCAAGUUUUAAAACCUGAAAAUGGUUCUCCAUCUACAUCUUGUUCUCGAUUAGUGAACUUUUAAUUUGAUGGUAACAUCGAAGACCAAAGUGGCAAUUUGAGUAGAAUAAACAAAACCGGGGUUAAAAGAUGUGAAAUCCUAGCGGUUACAAUAGUAAAAAAAGCAAAGAAGAGCUUGCUCUAUUCACUGGACAUCUUUUCUCCAGCUAAGUCUUCAACUGUAAGGUUGAGAGAAUCCAUGGAUCCUUUCUUGAAUUCUUCACCACGAGCAGCAAGAAACUCCUCCACGCUUCCCGGUUCUCCAAACCAACCACGACGGUCUGCAAUCAAAUGCAGAUUAUCACAACCUUCACAACGUACCACCACAACGCCCUUCUCGUACGAUUCUCGGCUCGCCAUCUUCAUCGAUCUCGUCUCACAGACCUUGCAAGUAAAGACCAUCAUGAAGUCGUGCCUCGGGUUUAUUUUCAACUGGGAAUUGUAUUUCACAAUCAGCUCCUCAGAGGCCGUUGCAGGAGAAGGAGCUUUGUCCAGUUCAGCAGCAGAGUGUGAGGAGUUGCAGCCAUUGGUUAAUGAAGCUUCACUAGCCUGACGGGUUACACAAAAUUGUCUCUGAAGUAAUCCCCCAUAUGCAUAAUCUCUGCCGAAGAGUGACUUCGAUUGCGAAAACUUAUCUGCAGAGACAAAGGAAUCCGAUGUCUUUGGUUAUUGCAAUAGAGAGAUAAAGCGCGCCUCAAACUGAGAAACCUAGCAGCCAUUGAUGAGACUUGGGUUGUUCUUCGGCGACAAGUUGAUUGAGAGGAGAGAGGAGCUGAACGCUUCUAUGAAACCAGAAGUUAAA